Molecule: messenger RNA, 2594 nt
Organism: Procambarus clarkii (red swamp crayfish)
Lineage: Eukaryota; Metazoa; Arthropoda; Malacostraca; Decapoda; Cambaridae
Product: cuticle protein CP1876-like
Source: RefSeq, a predicted model, not a curated record
GUUGUGUACCAGGUAUAUAUAUCUACAGAGGCAGGAGUGUAGUUCAGUAGUCUGGCUCCCACCACGCACACACACACACACGCACGCAGCCACCAUGAGGACUCUGGUUGUUUUGGCAGUGAUAGGCGUAUGUUCGGCCGACUAUCAGGUCAACAACCCCGGCUAUCAGGCCUACAACCCCGGUUAUCAGGCUUACAACCCCGGCUACGGCGUGCAGCCCAAGUAUGUCGGCCCCGUGGCUGCCACCAUCCCCGCCGGCAUCGGCGGCAAGGUCAUCCCCGUCUCAGACACCUACGAAGUCGCUGCCGCUAAAGAUGCCUUCUACAAGGCCUACAACAAGCAGCUGGAUACUUUAGAUAUUAUCCGCUCCAGUCGUUACGGCACCCCUGGCUACGCCCCCGCUCUCCCUGUCCACAAGGCUCCUGUGGCUCCCAUCUACGCCUCCAAAAGCUCCUAUGGUGCACCGGCCGCCUCCUAUGGGGCCCCAGCCGGCUCCUACGGUGCCCCUGCAGUCUCCUACGGUGCCCCAGCCGGCUCUUUCGGUGCCCCGGCCGCCUCCUACGGGGUUCCAGCCGGCUCCUUCGGUGCCCCUGCAGUCUCCUACGGUGCCCCAGCCGGCUCUUUCGGUGCCCCAGCCGGCUCCUACGGGUCCCCAGCCGGCUCCUACGGUGCCCCAGCCGGCUCCUACGGUGCCCCUGCCGUGUCCUACGGGGGCCCAAUUGACACCUACGGCUACCACGGUCCCCCCACCCAGGUCCAAGACACUCCCGAGGUGGUCGCCGCCAAGGCUGAGUUCUUCAAGCUCUACAACAAGCAGGCAGCAGCGGCAGCCGCAGCACCUGAUUACUACACUUAGAACCGAGACUGAUAACUACAUUUACAACUGAGCCCCAUCUCUACACCUACAACUGAGCCCCAUCUCUACACCUACAACUGAGUCCCAUCUCUACACCUACAACUGAGGUGUAGAGAUGUUGGUGUACAUCUCUACACCUACAACUCAGCCCCAUUUUUACACCUCCAACUCAGCCCCCAUCUCUACACCUACCAUUAAACCCCAUGACUACACCUGCCACUUACCUGUUCAACGACUAUCCCAUAAAACACCAAUUUCAAGCAUCACAUGCUCACGAAAAUAUACAUUCCCGUAGUAAUGGAUGAGUUUUCUGAAUACAUUCAUCAUAUCAGUGAUUUGUAACAGUCUGUGUGAAAAUUUCCCUCUCCAUCAAACAAGAACAACAGGACAGUGCUCAAUGAUGACGUUCAGCCAAGCAUCGUCUUUAUCUCUGUCCAUCUGACGUGUAGCGUCUCGACACUUUAUUUUGAUUCACUCUAUAGUUCCAUAUAUCAUACUAAGUUUUGUCCCAAGCCAGAGUUAUAAACAUUCGUUGUUUGUACAUGCCACAAUUUUGGUGAGUGAAUAUUCGUGUGCGAAUAUAUAUAUAUACGUUCGUAUCUGUGGAUAUACGUUCGUGUAUGUGUGGAUAUACGUUCGUGUAUGUUUGGAUAUAUACGGAUAUAUACGUAUGUGUGUGUGUGUGUGUGUUUGGAUAUGUAAGUGCGAACUCAUCGAUUUGUGUUGUGUGGUGUUGAGAGCUGUCUCCUGCGUCCCAAUUCUCAAUCUUCAUUUAAUUCGUGUACUUCUUCACUAAUCCCUUGAACGUUGCAUACCUGUUGUAGAAUCAGGGUUUGGAGUUAACCUUCACCGUACCAUAAUCCUCGUAUGGAAUGUGCAUUCACGGCCGUACUUGUUCCUAAUGCUGGCACUGAAAAGUUUAAAAUUAUCUAUAUAGCUCAUUUGGAGACCAUCUAUAUUUCCUCCAUGUCUCUCCCUUGCUCAAAGGUCUCUUCCUUGCUCACUGUCAACCUCUGGCGUUUCUCCCGAGUAUUUCAUACGUUCUGAUUAGGUGUUCCUUAUUUCAUUGCUCCUCACAGCCCAGGAAGCAACGAGAUGGCAAGCCUUGUUGCAUUCUCCGAUUCCCUUAUGGAUAUGAGUAUUGUAUGCUGUUGCUACACGAACCAAAGAUAGAGCUGCAGUCUCACACACGUGGGGUCCACGGUUCGAGUCUCCUACAGCCCAGGUGAAUGGAAUACACUAAAAAAAAUAUAUCUGAUAUUUGAGGCGCAUAGUUUUCCAAGCGACUCCUCGUUUAGGAGUAAGAGUCUGAUGUUAUGUUUGUUCCUCUGUUCUGUGACUUUGAAUGUUUGUUUUGCUCCUUUUUUAGGUAAUGCAUAGUGUUUUAUUUUCCCAUCAGUCAUAUGCAUUACUUUGCAUUUACUGGAAUUGUAUUCUAAUAGCCAUUUCUCUGCUCAUUUUUUGCAGUUUGAUAUACACUAUUAAGAAAGCAACUUGCAGUUGUCCACCUACGGGCUCACCAUAGCCCGUGCUGCUUGGAACUUUUUGUUCCAGGUAGCGAGUCUUUAACAACAACAACAGUUGUCCACCAUACUUAUAAUCAGCAUUAAUUUCACAUCUGUAAACUUAGAGAAGGAACCUUUCCCCUCUGGUAGAUAAGUCGCCUAUAUUUGUGAUAACGAUCCUAUAAUCCUGUAUUCCAUAAAUAAAAUCAACAAUAUAAUGUUAUCAAAUGUUC